Neolamprologus brichardi is the source of this 1222-nucleotide messenger RNA. The record is from RefSeq and is a predicted model, not a curated record. Lineage: Eukaryota; Metazoa; Chordata; Actinopteri; Cichliformes; Cichlidae.
CUGUCAGAAACUUUGUGUUUCCAGGAGUCUGAAGCCUGAACUUUGAUUUCAGGAGUGACCAUGGACCCGAGGAACACCCCAUCCUAAAUUCAGCAGAGGCCACGCCCAUCAUGGAUGAACUGGAUGUCGGGGAAGAUGGCAGGAAAGAAACACUGCUGCACCGACCUGGCUUCCCCGAGGCAGACACCGCUCUGUUAUACCCCCCUCCCCUGUCCCCGGACCCCAUCAGCCCGCUGACUCACCUGGGGACGCUGCCGUCCGGACACGAUGCAGCACGGACGGGUGGAUGGGACAGGAGACUGAACUCCGGGUUUCAAGGCUGUCAGUUACUGGGAGCAUCAGCAGAUCUAGGACGAGAAGCCCACGCAGACCAGAGUGUCACCAUCCUGCACGCCAAGGUCGCUCAGAAGUCCUACGGCAAUGAGAAAAGCGGCUGUUUGCAGAUGUUCGCUUGCGCCAAGUCGCUGUUCAUCUCUGAUCAGGACAAGAGGAAGCAUUUCUGCUUGCUGCUGCGCCUCUUCUUGGGCAACAGACAGGAAGUGGGUUCUUUCCAGAGCCGGAUGAUCAAAGUCAUCUCCAAACCCUCCCAGAAGAGACAGUCCAUGAAGAACGCUGAUCACGGGCAUCACAGAAACUUGACAUCCAGCCGUGCUCUCACAGAAUCUCACGUGACGCAAACCGAAAUCAUUUGUUUGGUUCAUUUUUGGGGCUUCCUGCUCCUUACACGUUUACAGCAGUCAGCAACUUUCGAAGUUUGUCUUCUCAUUUAUUUUCCAGACCACAGCUCUGACUUUCAUGUCCUUGUUUUUCCUCUCAGGUCUCCCAAAUCUCUGCUCUGCGUCGUUCCCGAUGUUUCAGUUUUCAGCGACGGCUGGCGCUGUCUGCGGCGCGUCAUCACCGUCCCUCUGUCUCUCGUCCGACUGGAUGGACUGAUUUAUCGCACCUCCUACAGUUUCACCUACACGCCUGAGCUCCAGCCGCCCCCGUCGGCCCGAAUCACAGCCGGAGGAGGGAAGAGAGAAGGAGGGAUGGGUGUAGGACAAGACGAUGACAUCCUGUUGGAGACCAUCCAUCAGGAGUUCACCAGAGCCAAUUUUCACCUCUUCAUGCAGAGUUAGUUCGUUUGUUCACAGGAAUCACAGAAAGUGUACAAAUAGCUGGUGUGACAUCAUAAUUACCUUCCUUCCAUCUGCUCUGCACAUUAAAAUUAAAGCGUUUUCUU